Molecule: messenger RNA, 4151 nt
Organism: Neoarius graeffei (lesser salmon catfish)
Lineage: Eukaryota; Metazoa; Chordata; Actinopteri; Siluriformes; Ariidae
Gene: znf143b
Product: zinc finger protein 143b
Exons: 15
Coding region: 2006-3877 (623 amino acids)
Biological process (GO): regulation of transcription by RNA polymerase II
Cellular component (GO): PcG protein complex; transcription regulator complex
Molecular function (GO): DNA-binding transcription factor activity, RNA polymerase II-specific; RNA polymerase II cis-regulatory region sequence-specific DNA binding
Source: RefSeq, a predicted model, not a curated record
CCUUAUUUCCUCAGUCAGUGCAGAGAGGGAGAAGGUGCCGAUGGAAAUAUCCGGGAAGUUCCGGAGGAAGCCUGUUCUUAAUAAAAACAUUUCAAAUGCAUCGGGAAACAAUGUUUUAUUUAUUAGAGGCAACUGGACACGGUGUUCUUAUCGGUUACAACGUUGUUAACCUUCCUGUUGUGUUUCUUCAAGUUAACGGAGUUAGCUAGGGCUUACAGCAGCUUUCUUUUAUAGGCGUAUAAGAUUUUUAAACUUUUAAUAGACUAAUUGUACGAGUUAAAUGUAUUGGUUUGGAUAAUAAACUAUUGUAACAUAGUAAGCCUCGUGUAGGUGUUAAAGAAAUCUAAAACCUGGAUGUUUUAGCAUGCUUGCUAACGUCAAACUAGCAUAGCUAGCGGGGUGUGUUUUGCUAACUGCUUGGCUAACUUUCUACACAUUCAGCGUGGAAAGAAGAUAGAUCAAUGAACGUUUUUCUUUUCUAAAAUUUCUAGUUGCAAGUCAUGCUAGGGCCGAGUUAUCGACCCAAAGAUUCUUAGCACCAUAAUGUUUCGAAAAUCUAAGCUAAAGUGGUUAGCUAGUUAGGACAGGCGCCUAUCAGAAAACCAAGUUCCCUUGGCGUUAAUGCGCUCCUCAAGGCUUACAGUAGGCUUAAAGAUGUAGUUAAGACUUCUUAAUUAUCCUGAAACAUUUCAAAAUUAUACACCUUUAACCCCAAAAGCAAGCAUUUCAAUGGCAUUUGACUUGGUGUAGCAGAAUACACGUUUAAGGUUGACUUUUCUGAAACAUUUCAGAAUUAUAACUCCUGAUAUUCGAUUCUUGAAAUAUUUGCUGUGAUAAUUGUGUUCGGAUGAUAUGUUAGUUGGAUGAUCGCUAAAGGAUUAGGUCACCUGCCUGGAUAUUUGGGCAUAAACCUUAAGUUAAAACGCCCUUAGGUGCAAAACCACUACAGUUUUCUAAUUCCAGGAAAGUUAUUUCCAUCAGGUAUGCCUAUGGGUUUGGAUUUAAUAAUAUCGGUUUAGAAUGUUAAUCAAAGCCUUUUUAGAGAAGGUUUAAGAGUUGUACAGUUUUUAAAUAUUUAGCCAUUUGAUUUAUUUUAAUCAAUAAGUUGGUUACAGAUAUGUUAAUUCAUCUUCAGUAAUCAUUUUAGCCUGAUCAGUCAUGGUGAAUCCUGAACCUAUCCCAGGAACACCAGGCUUAAGAUGGGCCAGUUUCACCCAGGGUUGGACAUCAGUCCAUGCGUUCACGUGUACCUAUGGGUAAUUUAGGAUAACCAAACUACCAGCUUGCAUGUUUUUGGACAGCGGGAAGAAGUUCUCAUGGAUAUGGGGAGAAUAUGUGAAACGUCCCACAAACAGUAACUCAGCACGGUGGUGUAGCACUGUCGCCUCACAGCAAGAAGGUUCUGGGUUCGAGCCCAGCUGCCGACAGGGGCCUUUCUGUGUGGUGUUUGCAUGUUCUUCCCAUGUCUGCAUGGGUUUCCUCCAGGUUUCCCCCACAGAUCAAAGACAUGCAGUUAGGUUAACAUGGGGCAGCCUUGGGCUGAAGUGCCCUUGAGCAAGGGCACCUAACCCACAACUGCUCCAUGGGUGCUGUAGCAUAGCUGUCCACUGCUCUGGGUAUGUGUAUGUGCUCAUUGCUCACUUGUGUGUGUUCGCUGUUUCAGAUGGCUUAAAUUUCACUGUGUGCUUAAGUCUGUGCUUGAGUGUACAUGUGACAAGGCUUCUUGGCUCAAGCCUGGAUCCUGGAGCUGUGAGGUGGCAAUGGUACUCACUAUGCCACUGUGUUCUCCAAUUACAGAUAAUGUCUACAUUCAAUAAGAGUAAAAGUCGCUUCUUAAUGGAAUUCCCAGUAUGCACUGCAUUGCCCUUACAAUCUUGCUACUCAUAACUAACUUGGGAUUAAAAUUGGACAUGGGCAUACCUUUAAAACAAGAACAACUUUUUGUUCAGCAUAUUUCAACUUACAAAUGUAAAGUUGUUGAUUGGAUGCUUUUCCUAGGUAGACCAUGCUCUUGGCCCAGGUAAAUCGGGACACCCAGAGCAUGGAGUUCCAAACUGUUGAGGGUGAUCCACAGCAGGUCACUCUUUGUCUCGCUGAGGCUGUGACAGUUGCAGACAGUGACCACAUUGAGGCAAUGGAUACAGUGAGUUUGCAGGCAGUGACUCUGGUAGAUGGCUCCACUGCAUACAUACAACACAGCCCUAAAGACAACAAGAUAAUGGAAGGACAGGUGAUCCAGUUGGAGGAUGGUUCUGCAGCAUAUGUGCAACACCUACCAAUGCCGAAAGCAGCUGGGGAAGGUCUAAGGCUAGAGGAUGGCCAAACUGUGCAACUGGAGGAUGGGACAACGGCAUACAUUCAUACACCCAAAGAAACAUAUGAUCAGGGUGGAUUACAGGCUGUCCAGUUGGAAGAUGGCACAACUGCUUACAUCCAGCACAUGCCCCAAUCAAGCACCAUUCUGGCUAUUCAGGCUGAUGGCACAGUGGCAGACCUACAAGCAGAGGGCACUAUUGACCCCGACACCAUCAGUGUGCUGGAACAAUAUUCUACCAAGAUGGAAGGAACAGAAUGUGGCACAGGGCUGCUCAGUAGAAGCGACACUGAUGGCAGUGUGCAUAUGCAGAUUGUACUCCAGGGUCAGGAGGGCAGGUCUCAAAGAGUGCAGCAUAUUGGGGAGAAGGCCUUUCGGUGUGAACACGAGGGCUGUGGAAAGCUCUACACAACAGCGCAUCAUUUAAAGGUACAUGAACGAUCACAUACUGGGGAUAAACCUUACAUAUGUGAUCAUCUGGGAUGUGGAAAAAAGUUUGCAACAGGAUAUGGCCUAAAAAGUCACGUUCGAACACACACUGGUGAAAAACCAUAUCGCUGCCAGGAGCUCAACUGCCUUAAGUCUUUCAAGACAUCUGGAGACCUACAAAAACACACUCGAACACACACCGGAGAGAAGCCUUUCAAGUGCCCGUUUGAAGGAUGUGGGAGAUCUUUCACCACCUCAAAUAUUCGAAAGGUUCACAUCCGAACACACACUGGUGAGCGGCCGUACUACUGCUCUGAACCCAACUGUGGAAGAGCUUUUGCUAGCGCCACCAACUACAAAAACCACAUGAGGAUCCACACAGGUGAGAAGCCCUAUGUGUGCACUGUGCCUGGCUGUGAUAAGCGCUUUACUGAGUACUCCAGUCUCUACAAGCACCAUGUGGUCCAUACUCCCUGCAAACCCUACAACUGCAACCACUGUGGGAAGACCUACAAGCAGAUCUCCACAUUAGCCAUGCACAAACGCACUGCACACAAUGACACCGAACCCAUUGAAGAGGAGCAGGAGGCCUACUUUGAGCCACCUACAGAAGCCAUUGAUGACCCUGCAUUAACGUUUACCCCUGCUGUGGUGGAGGAGGAUGGAGGAUCAGAGCAGGUUUCAGCAGGAUCGGAGAUGAUGAGCCAGCAGCACGUAGCACUCAUAUCUCAGGACGGCACACAGCAGGUUUUUUCUCAGGCAGACGUUCAAGCAAUGAGUGGCACAAUAACGAUGGUAACACAAGAAGGAACGACUAUAACCAUCCCUGCCCAUGAGGCAAUGCUCUCCCCUGGAGAAGGUCAUUCUGUCACCAUGGUUUCUGCAGAUGGCACAGAAGGACAGGUAGCAAUUGUGACUCCAGAUCUGUCUGUGUUCCAGACUGAGGACGGAGAGCUAGUACAGGAGCAGCAGCAGCGGCCGGUGGUAUCCACAAGCCCACAUCCAGUUACUCUGCUGGCUACCUCUAAUGGCACACACAUUGCUGUGCAGCUCAGCGAUCAGCCUUCACUGGAGGAGGCCAUCAGAAUUGCAUCACGUAUUCAACAAGGAGAAACCCCAGGCCUAGAUGAUUAAAGCAUGACCUUCAAUUAAGCAAAAUCACCAUGUGUGGGAUGUUCAUGCGUGUGCAUGUGCUUGCAGUGAACAAUUGAGAAAGUCAAGUAUCCAAAACAAAAUUGCUAGCAUCAUGAUUGCUCUAUUUGAAGAGAACUGAAUAUAUUUUUGUGUGGAUUUAUGUACAUAAUGUUUUGAAACUGGAGUUUUUGCUGUAAAUAUUUAUUUGAUUCUUCUAUUGAAUACUUGACUUUUUAGGAUCUUAAUAAAUGAAAAUUGAACAAUAUUCCAUUUA